Dromaius novaehollandiae (emu) is the source of this 1723-nucleotide messenger RNA. RefSeq names its product transmembrane and immunoglobulin domain containing 2 (gene TMIGD2). The record is from RefSeq and is a predicted model, not a curated record. NCBI's taxonomy places the organism in Eukaryota, Metazoa, Chordata, Aves, Casuariiformes, Dromaiidae. Bases 530 to 1528 code for a protein of 332 amino acids. The transcript is spliced from 5 exons.
AAGGGCGGCCCCGUUGUCCCAGUUCUCCCAGUGGGUCCGGAGUGGGGACCGUCAGUGUGCGCCGGGGGUCAGGAUGUGUCCCCAAGCCGGGGGUCGCGGCCGGAGGGGUGGCAUGGCCCCGUGUAGGGGGGGGGCCGGGCUGAGCUGCCUCAGUUUCCCUUGCCCAGGUGGGCGCCCUGGUGCGAGACCCCCGAAGGUGUCCCACCCCGUCCCCACCCCGUCCCCAUCCCCAUGCCCGUCGAUGCCUGUGUCCCCGUGCCCUGUCCACGUCCCCCUCCCCGUCCCCACCCCGACGCUCGUGUCCCCGCUCCCCAGCCAUGUCCGCCCCCCGGCCCCCCCCAGCAUCCGCGGUGCCGUUCCCGUCCCCGUCCCCGUGGCCCGUCCGCGGGGCCGUGGCAGGAAGCGUGGCGUCACGCGGGGCAGGCGUGGGCGCCCGGCGAGGACUCGGGGGGCCGGCAGCACCUCGGGGAUGCGGACGCCUGGGUGACAGGGAGCCCUCGGGCAGGAGGCCGCCAGCGGGGGCACCGCCAUGGGGGGGCCCGGGGUGCCCGUCCUCCUCGUCCUCCUCAUCCUCCUCACCGGGUGCCUUGAUGUCUCCGUCCCCAUGGGUGGCACCGGGACAGCCGGACCCACAUCUCCCCCUCCCCGGGGUGCCUCAGUGUCCCCAUCCCCAUGGGUGACACCAGAGGACCCUGGGGCAGCGGGACCCACGUGUCCCCCCUGGGAUGCUUCAGUGUCCCCAUCCCCAUGGGUGACACCGGAGGACCCCGGGGCAGCCGGCCCAACGUGUCCCCCUCCCCAGGGUGCCCUGGUGUCCCCGUCCCCGGGGGCAGCGCCGGGGCGGGGGGGGAGCGGGGGGCCGACGCCGGGGGCGGCGGGCGCCCUGCGGGUGAGCCAGGAGCCGCGGCAGGCCUGGGUGGCCCCGGGCGGCGGGGUGGCCCUGGGGUGCCGCGUGGCGGCCGCCGAGCGCUGGCAGCUGCUGCGCCUGGAGUGGCUCAAGGCCGGGGGGGACGAGGCGCUGUGCGAGGCCCGCCUGCGCCCCGCCGGCCCCGCGGCCCCCGCCGCCUGCGCCCCGUGCCUGCGCCUCGCCUGGCGCCCGCCCCGGGCCACCCUGCACCUCCGCGGCGCCCGCCCGGGCCACGCCGGCUGCUACGUGUGCCGGGUCACCCUGGAGAUCCCCCGCCUCGCCACCGCCACCGGCAACGGCACCCUGCUCAGCGUGGGCGCAGCGCCUGACGACGGACGCGGCGUGGGGCUGCCCGCGGCGCUGGGCGGGGGCCUGGGGGGCUCGGCCCUGCUGCUGCUCGCCCUGGGCCUCUGCUGCUGCCGGCGCCGGUGCAGGAGUGCAGACACGGUCAUCUACGCGAACACGCUGCCCCGCUCGACGCGGGCCCCCAAGGACCUGGUCUCCCUCAAGGAGCUGGACAACAGCAUCUACCAGGAGGGCCUCCAGCGGGCACGGCCCCCCCAGCCCCCUGCAUGCCCUGGGCACCCCGGGACCCCCGGCGCCCGCCGUGCCCGGCCCUGAGGGGCUGCGCAGGGGCCCUGACGACCCGCAGAGAUGUCCCCCGUUGUGGGUUUUUUGCAUUUGGGCAUCGAAAGCUGGCACCACGCAACUGCACCCACGCCUCGGUCUGCCCGCGGGCUGCCCCUCGGCCGGUCGCCGCGGUGGUGCGCGGGUGCCCCAGGCUCGGUUCGCCCCGCCGGUGUGCAGAAAAGACCC